UCAUGAGAAAAUUGAAGUAUCAUGAACAGAAAUUGCUGAAGAAGGUUGACUUUAUAUCAUGGGAAGUUGAUAACAACCUACAUGAAGUAAAAAUUAUGCGGCGUUACCACAUUCAAAAGAGGGAAGAUUACACAAAGUAUAACAAAUUAAGCCGUCAUGUCAGAACCUUAGCCAAUAAGAUCAAGCAGCUUGACAGCAAGGAUCCAUUUAGGAAUCAAUGCACAAAUCAGAUCUUAAACAAGUUGUACAACAUUGGAAUCAUAGCAACCAAACAGAAUUUAGCCCUCUGUGAUAAUGUGAGUGCAUCAUCAUUCUGUAGAAGAAGGCUUCCUGUUGUCAUGGUCAAGUUAAAGAUGGCAGAGAAGGUGGAGUCAGCAGUCAAGUUUGUUCAGCAUGGCCAUGUGAGAGUCGGUCCAGAAUUAGUCUUGGAUCCAGCUUUUCUUGUUACGAGAUCAAUGGAAGAUUUUGUAACGUGGACUGAUACAUCAAAGAUCAAGAAACACAUUGUGGAAUACAACGAAGAGAGGGAUGAUUUUGAUCUGAUGUGAACGAUGCUCAGAACAGCUAAUGGCUACUCACAGAGGAUAAUUAUUAAGGAUGAAGAAAAGGAACACAUUUUCGACUGGAGGUUGGCCCAAUCGUUGCUCUAGGAGAAUGCUGUUGACAGAGAUGCCAAGUUCAAAUACCCAGAUAUGCUUGAGAUUUUCUAUGACUGCAUGAGAUCUCAGCCAUUGUGUGUCAUGUAUAAUUAUGGGGAUAGGCUGUGAUACUCGCAUGGCAAAUAGAUUUGAGCGGGUGAGCAAGAUAAAUGCAGGAGACUCACACAUAAUGCAUGAGACUUGGCAUGUCUGCGUUGGUAGCUAUAAAAGUGCUUCCUCUGGAUGUAUACACUGCUGGACCAAUUGGUAUGAAAACAGCGGGUGAGAGAG
Lytechinus variegatus (green sea urchin) is the source of this 929-nucleotide messenger RNA. Its product is annotated as U3 small nucleolar ribonucleoprotein protein IMP3-like. Gene Ontology annotation, molecular function: snoRNA binding; rRNA binding; structural constituent of ribosome. The coding region runs from base 3 to 548 and encodes 181 amino acids. Lineage: Eukaryota; Metazoa; Echinodermata; Echinoidea; Temnopleuroida; Toxopneustidae. The transcript is spliced from 6 exons. Gene Ontology annotation, biological process: rRNA processing. Gene Ontology annotation, cellular component: Mpp10 complex; small-subunit processome; small ribosomal subunit. The record is from RefSeq and is a predicted model, not a curated record.